CGACACAACACGCGAUUAUUCAAGAAUGACCAAGCUGUCCUCUACUGAUUCCUAUCUUAAAAGCCCCGAAGCUUCGGAAGCCAAUAUUGAAGGGGCCUUGAAUUUCCGAAGUUUCGGGGGAUAUUCAAGCAAUGUCUCUCAGGAUGCAGUGACACGGGAAGGGUUCAUUUAUCGCUCUGGAAAUCUUUCGAGCAUCACGAACAAUGGCUGGGAAAAGAUACGGGAGCUUCAUAUAUCAACUAUAGUCAACCUGACGGACAUGGACGAAGCGAACGCACUAUACGCUAAUGACGCUCAACGUUCGGAGAGGACCAAGGGCUUCAAAUUGCUUCACCUUCCCUUAAACCAAAAAGAGUUCGACAAGACAAGCCUUUUCACUAAAUAUUGUGGAUAUGUCUCUGAGGGUUAUGAUGGCAUUGCUCAAGAUUAUGUAUCCCUUCUUCGAGAAGGACCCGCUGUGAUUCGAAAAAUACUACUUCAGAUCCGCGACUACCCCAACGAAGUUUUCAUUAUCCAUUGCUCGAUGGGCAAAGAUCGCACAGGAGUCGUGCUUGCGGUUCUAUUGAUCUUAGCUGGUGUUUCGAAAGAGACUGUCUCGGAGGAGUAUUGCCUUAGCGGAGCGGCUUUGGAACCGCUUCUCCCAAAAGUUUUUGCUCUCGCGCAGCAGAUGGCUCCAUGCGGUACUAGUGAAACCGAUUGCCAUCGGAUUGCCAAAGAAGCGAUACAAACAAGUAAGGCGGUGAUGCUUCGCACUCUUGAGCUGGUGGAAAUUGAAUUUGGCGGUGUUAAUCGCUACGCUGAAGAACACUGCGGGUUGACUUCGGAGGAUGUGGAACUCAUUCGGCACAACUUGGUACAAUUACGUCGUUGA
Molecule: messenger RNA, 871 nt
Organism: Penicillium brasilianum
Lineage: Eukaryota; Fungi; Ascomycota; Eurotiomycetes; Eurotiales; Aspergillaceae
Source: the annotation of a GenBank genome assembly